Messenger RNA from Rhinichthys klamathensis goyatoka, 2392 nucleotides. Its product is annotated as disks large homolog 3-like. Gene Ontology annotation, biological process: chemical synaptic transmission. The transcript is spliced from 11 exons. NCBI's taxonomy places the organism in Eukaryota, Metazoa, Chordata, Actinopteri, Cypriniformes, Leuciscidae. The annotation marks the transcript as partial. The record is from RefSeq and is a predicted model, not a curated record. Gene Ontology annotation, cellular component: neuron projection; neuromuscular junction; postsynaptic density membrane. Gene Ontology annotation, molecular function: protein binding.
GGCUCUUUUUGACUACGACAGGACCAGGGACAGUUGCCUCCCUAGCCAGGGCCUGAGUUUCUCCUAUGGGGACAUCCUGCAUGUCAUCAAUGCCUCCGAUGAUGAGUGGUGGCAGGCACGGCUGGUUACACCCCAUGGGGAGAGUGAGCAAAUUGGGGUCAUACCAAGCAAGAAAAGGGUGGAAAAGAAAGAACGUGCACGAUUAAAAACAGUCAAGUUCCAUGCAAGGACGGGCAUGAUUGAGUCCAACAGGGAGAUGUUUGGCAGAAUGAACGACAUACGGCCAGUCAAAGUGAAACGCAAAAAAAGCUUCAACCUAUCACGCAAGUUCCCGUUUUACAAGAGCAAGGAGAAUAUAGUGCAGGAGUUGGUGGAGACCGAACAGUGUUUGACAUCCAACACCAGUGACAGCGAAAGCAGCUCUAAGGGUCAGGAAGACACAAUUCUAUCGUAUGAGCCAGUGAUUCGACAGGAGAUCCAUUACACAAGGCCUGUGAUUAUCCUUGGUCCAAUGAAGGACAGAGUAAACGAUGACUUGAUCUCGGAGUUUCCUCACAAGUUUGGAUCCUGUGUUCCACAUACAACUCGUCCUCGGCGAGAGAAUGAGAUGGACGGGCAGGACUACCACUUUGUGGCUUCAAGGGAGCAAAUGGAGAAAGACAUUCAGGACAACAAAUUUAUAGAGGCCGGCCAGUUCAAUGAGAAUCUGUACGGAACAAGCAUCCUGUCUGUCCGGGCAGUGGCUGAAAGGGGGAAACACUGUAUCCUGGAUGUGUCUGGGAACGCCAUAAAGCGACUGCAGCAAGCACAGCUCUAUCCAAUCGCCAUUUUCAUCAAGCCAAAAUCUGUGGAGGCACUGAUGGAAAUGAAUAAGAGGCAGACAUAUGACCAAGCCAAUAAAGUCUUUGAUAAGGCAGUGAAGCUUGAACAAGAGUUUGGAGAGUUUUUCACAGCCAUAGUCCAGGGUGACUCGCUAGACGAGAUCUAUAAUAAAAUCAAGCUGAUCAUAGAGGAGCAGUCAGGCCCUUACAUCUGGAUCCCAUCCGCAGAGAAGCUCUGAGCUCGCUGACUCCAUGGAGCCCUCCGCCUGACCCCCUACACCCCCUUCCACCUGACACCUUUCCUUCCCUUUCACUGAUAUGUUUCAUAUCAAGUUUUAGUGUCAUCAUUAUGUUACCCUCAAAUGAAAAACGUCUUAUCACCAUUACUGUGACUGUGCACACCCCUGCAUGAGUUUCUCAGCAAUUCCAUUCAAGAUUGGAAAUGCCAUUCCUAAAGAAAUUUUUUGUCAUGUAAAACAAAAAAGGGAAACCUGAGCGAAUCCUUUCAUGGCUUUCGGAUGGACUUGAUUAUGAGGAUGAGAAUGUCUUAAAGUGAGAACGGGGAGUCGGAGAUGGUGACACAAGUGGAAACCUUGUAUAUGUUCAUUCGGUUUCAUUGAAAAAGACAUUUGCGGAUGCUGUGCGAGGUUUUCUACAAGGACUAGAUACAGAUCAAGCCUGCUGAUGGUACCGUCACUACUCAUAUUUAUAAGCGGAGAAACUUCAAAACUGACGGUGAUCUUCAGUACUCACAAACCAGCUCGCUUUAUUCGAUUGGCUGCCUGGCCAUGGCCAAUUUGUAUGGCGACACGGUCGGAGACGGAACAAAAUGGAAAACGGGGUUCGAGUCUAUACAUUUAUAUUACUGACAUCACAUGGAAAAAAUCCUAUGGAGAGAUUUUAUUACAUAAUAUGAAAUGAUACGGUACACAUUUUACACUUCACUAGAUUUGUCUACUUGGAGGGCUGUUAGAUUUCAUUUACUUGUCUUUGGGUUUUUGUGUUCUUUCUUUCUUGUGGUUUUAGCUGCUCUGUAUUAAAGAUGGGGGUAGAGAGGUGUAACUGGGCUCUCUGCAGAGCACCAAACUGCCUUACGAUGAAUAAACGCUUCUGUAAAAUUCCUGUCAAUCGUGGUGGGGAAUGACACUAUUCAACCGAUCAGUGCUUAGCAGGAGACUCGAUUUUAGUGCUAUUUGUGUGAGUUUCCCAUCAUCCUAUUGGAGGCCUAACUUGUGAGUGCAAUAGACUUAAGUGUCUUACCUCUGUGAAAUUCUUUUUUGCGAAUCUUUUUUGUCUUAAGCGAAAUCCAAUUUUGGCCGCCAUUGGAGUUGUUGAAAAGCAGACAGCCCACUUGCACUUCCUCUGCCUUCCAUGACUAUACUCUCUUCAGACUGAACGGUAACAAGGUACUGUCCUGUUAGCUGCCCUGGAUCGCAGCCUUAAAACGGGUAGAAUCAAGACAAUAAUUGUAUUGGAUGUCCUUCUUGAUAUUAAAGCGUUAGUGGAGCCUGAAAUUGACCGUUUUCCCCAGAACUCGACGAUGGUUUAAUUAAAUCUGUUCUUUGCUAUGA